Molecule: messenger RNA, 1658 nt
Organism: Nannospalax galili (Upper Galilee mountains blind mole rat)
Lineage: Eukaryota; Metazoa; Chordata; Mammalia; Rodentia; Spalacidae
Gene: Rdh11
Product: retinol dehydrogenase 11
Exons: 8
Coding region: 95-1057 (320 amino acids)
Source: RefSeq, a predicted model, not a curated record
UUGCAUUUGAACUGCGGCGUACCUAGGAAAGAGAAGCCAUAGUUGGCCAGCAACUCUGGGUCAUCAGCCUCUGCAGCGCUGCCGCCUUGCAGAGAUGUUUGGGCUCCUGCUGCUCCUCUUUCUACCCUUCAUCCUGUACUUGACUGCGCCAAAAAUCAGGAAAAUGCUAUCCAAUGGGGUAUGUACAUCUACCGUCCAGCUUCCUGGGAAGGUGGCUGUAGUCACUGGAGCUAACUCAGGCAUUGGGAAGGAGACAGCCCAAGACCUGGCUCGUAGAGGAGCUCGUGUGUACUUAGCUUGCCGGGAUGUGCAAAAGGGGGAACUGGUAGCCAAGGAGAUCCAAACCUCCACAGGGAACAAGCAGGUGCUGGUGCGGAAACUGGACUUGGCCGAUACCAAAUCUAUUCGAGCCUUUGCCAAAGACUUCUUAGCUGAGGAGAAACACCUCCACAUUCUAGUCAACAACGCAGGAGUGAUGAUGUGCCCCUACACUAAGACAGCAGAUGGCUUUGAGAUGCACAUUGGAGUCAACCACUUGGGCCACUUCCUCUUGACUCAUCUGCUACUAGAGACACUAAAAGAAUCGGCCCCAUCAAGGAUAGUCAAUGUGUCUUCUUUGGCACAUCACCUGGGAAGAAUCUAUUUCCAAAACCUGCAAGGCGAGAAAUUCUACAUUGCAGGUCUAGCUUAUUGUCAUAGCAAAUUAGCCAACAUUCUGUUUACUCGGGAACUGGCCAGGAGGUUGAAAGGCUCUGGAGUGACGACAUAUUCUGUCCACCCUGGCACAGUCAAUUCUGAACUGGUUCGGUACUCAUUGUUUAUGAGAUGGAUGUGGCAGCUUUUCGCCUUCUUCAUCAAGACUCCUCAGCAAGGAGCCCAGACCAGCCUGUACUGUUCCUUAACAGAAGGCCUCGAGAGUCUAAAUGGCAGCCAUUUCAGUGACUGCCAAUUGGCUUGGGUCUCUGCCCAAGCUCGUAAUGAGACAGUAGCAAGGCGGCUGUGGGACAUCAGCUGUCACCUGCUGGGACUCCCUGUGGAUUGCAAUACCACUGGAUAAGAUGACCCUCACAUUCAUAUUUUCCUUUGGAAACCUGCUCCUGCCUAGAAGAAUGGAAGCCCUGGAAGGGUUGGUAUUUGGGAAUGUAGACUAAAUGCCCUUUCUCCCAGCCAACCAGCCUUUACCUGAAGAGCAUCAUUGCAACCUCAGCUGAACCCCAGGAGUCACAGUGACCUGGCACAUGCCUUUGUUGCCCUAACAUCUGGAUUCUUGUAGGAAACUCUUCGCUGAAUCUGUCUGAAGUUAUUGAGGUUGAGACAGCUUCCUUUUUCUAAGAAGUUUAUGGAAUUUCAAGGAGGGUAGAAAUAAAAAUAAAGCUAAACUCAAUUUCCUGUUUCUCAGACCAGUAAGGAGGUGAAAACAGGCCACCUGGCUUCAGUUACUGACCCCAGAUCCAUAGAGACCUCUUUCUUGUGCCUUAGUUUCUUUUAGGAAACCAGAAGAGGAAAGGAAAGGCAUUUUCAUUAUCAUUGUGUCUGUCUUUGUGUGUCUUCUGGUGUAUUUAUGCAAUUGGGAAUAUUCUCACAAAAUUCACAACACCCACAAAGGAAAAGUAUGAAAUUGGAUGGUAAUGCAAAUAAAUAACCAGAGAUGGAACAAA